Molecule: messenger RNA, 1411 nt
Organism: Vitis vinifera (wine grape)
Lineage: Eukaryota; Viridiplantae; Streptophyta; Magnoliopsida; Vitales; Vitaceae
Product: membrane protein of ER body-like protein
Exons: 6
Coding region: 25-1155 (376 amino acids)
Source: RefSeq, a predicted model, not a curated record
GAGAGAGAGAGAGAGGAAGAAAUAAUGGCACAAGUGAUGAGGCCAGAGAGAGAGGAAGAAAUAAUGGCACAAGUGGGGGAAGAGAUCAAGGCGGCGGAUGGUAGUGGUGGGAGCGGAUCUUCGGACGCUGCGGGGAUAGGACAUAUAACCAUUGACUUAAUAAAAAAAACUGACGGAGAUACAGAUUUCAAACUUGGGAGGUUCUUGGAGGAGCCGGAUUCACAUAAGUUCCGCUGUCCUAAUUGCAAUGCUUGCAUCGAAAAUAUUAAUGUCGUUCAUGGGGGAGAAAAUCCUGUUGGUCCUCAGGGGCCAAUAACAACAAGUCCUGUUGAUCCUCCAACAACAAAUCCUGUUGAUCCUCCGGGGCCAAUAACAACAAAUCCUGAUCCUCGGUGGCCAAUAAUAUGCGCAUCCUGCAGCAGCUUUCUGGUUUUCAUAGGGGAUAAACUCACCGCUAUGUGUAACCCGCAGCGGCAGCCGCAGCCUGAGCCUGAGCCUGGCGUACCCGCAAAGAAGUGGGACAUUCUAAAAAGCAUUGUGUAUGGUGGUUUACUAGAAUCAAUUGCAAGCCUCACCAUUGUAACAUCUGCAGCCGGUGCUGAUGCUACCGCAUUGAAAAUUUUAGCUUUGGGAUUGGCGAAUGUGAUUGGUGGACUCUUUGUGAUUGGACAUAAUCUUAUGGAACUUAGAAAUGAAUCAAAUGAUCAAUCUGGAGGGUCUAGAACUGCUAAUGAAGAAACGGGUCGUUAUCACCGAGAACUGGGUCUAAAAGAGAAUUUCAUACGUCAUGCAACAGUGGCCGUUUUGUCAUUUCUCCUUUUCGGCUUAGUGGCUCCUGUGACUUACAGCUUCUCAUUUCUUAAGAGCGGCAACAAGGAUCUCAAGCUCGUAGCAGUUGCAGCAGCUUCUCUGGUGUGCAUCUCUGUGCUUGCUAUUGGAAAAGCUUACACCCAAAAGGCAUCCGGUUUUUUUGGGUACAUGAAAACCGUGUCGUCUUUUGUUAUUCCCGGGUUUAUGGCAUCAGGAGUGUCUUACGUAGUUGGUGAUCUAAUCAAGAAGCUCUUGGAGAAGCUGGGUUUGUUUGAGUCAAGUUCAGCUUUCGCCCUGUCCCUUCCUGGGACUGCAACACCAGAGUCCGGAUGGGGAUUCUAUUGAGGAGUGCUGCAAGUUGACUGUUAAAUCUAGAGGAUCCAACCAAUAAAUUAAUGAUUGGGACUGAUGGUAAGACAUAUUUGCCUUGCGAUAGUAGUAUCGGUAGUAUUGCUUUAGCUUUUUUACGUCUAGAUUUUAUUAGCUUGUGAUUUAUUUGUUUAGAUGGACGAGAAACAUGAGCAACCCUGGAUGCUAGUGAUUUAAUUUUUUUGCUGAAAAUUUGCUAUUUUUCUUUUAAUUCUUCAACUCCAUGUGCUAC